This is a messenger RNA of Harpegnathos saltator (Jerdon's jumping ant), 4500 nucleotides long. It is a transcript of the gene Elp1, whose product is annotated as elongator complex protein 1. Lineage: Eukaryota; Metazoa; Arthropoda; Insecta; Hymenoptera; Formicidae. Gene Ontology annotation, biological process: tRNA wobble base 5-methoxycarbonylmethyl-2-thiouridinylation. The record is from RefSeq and is a predicted model, not a curated record. The transcript has 12 exons. Gene Ontology annotation, cellular component: cytosol; elongator holoenzyme complex. Gene Ontology annotation, molecular function: tRNA binding; protein binding. The coding region runs from base 388 to 4365 and encodes 1325 amino acids.
CUGUUCUACUAGUGUUUUAGAAAAUGGCGUGUGGACACUGUUUCAAUACAUUCCGGAGCCAGAAAUAGAACCAACCAACCAACCAACCUACUAGUGUUUUGUUCGCUGCCGUGACGGUCAGAUGUGGUUUCUAUAAUUGCGCAUAUUUUUGAUCGUAGGGGUUGGCGUCAGCCUGGGGUUUUCCAGCGCACAAUCAUUUAUUGAAUGAAUGAAUUUUUUAUCGUGGGGACUGCGUACGCGUUAUCCCUGUUUUUCUUUUACCUUCAUAAUCAUUGACUGGCGUAGGGGAUAGAGCGUAACAGAACCAUUUAUUGAACCAGAACCAAAACCAAUUUUGUUCUGCUGAAUACAGCCAUUUACGACACAUAGUGAUACAUCGAUAGAAACAUGAAGAAUUUGGUCGUUUAUCGACAAUACCGCAAAAGUUUGACGGUUUUAGAAGAUAUUGAGCAAGGCAGCUGUGAAUUUUCGAACGUAUGUUCUUGGAAAUGCACUGUAAAUCCAGUUAAUGAGGAUUUAUAUAUUCUGUUGGGUACUCGCCUCUUCAUUGUACCAGUUUAUGACAAACAUGAUAUUAACGUUCACGAUGUCACAUACAAAGACUCGAAGGUUGUUGGAUUCGAAUAUUCCGCUGCAAGGCAGCAGUUAUAUUGUGCAUAUGACAAUGGUGAUAUCGCUAAAUUAGAUGUAACAAGUAAAUAUCCGGAAUAUUUUGAUUAUGAAAUAGUAGCGUCUUAUAAUGGCCUAAAGUGUAUGGCACUUAGUCCAGAUCAUGAGAUCAUGACAGUGGUGACAGGCAAUGGAAUUCUAAUUACGAUAAUAUCAAAUCAUUUCCUCGUAAUAUCACAGGUGGAUUUACAUUCGUCAGAUUUUGGAAAGAAACAAUUCAUAACUGUUGGUUGGGGCAAAAAGGAUACUCAGUUUCAUGGUUCAGAAGGUAAAGCAGCAGCUAAAGCCAAACCAGAACAAAUAUGUGCAAAUGAAUCGGAUGAUGGUAUUCCCAAAAUUUCUUGGCGAGGGGAUGGUGCUUUAUUUGCUGUCAGUUUUCUACAUGCUGCAACUAAAAUUCGGCAGUUUAAAAUAUUUGACAGAGAAGGUACCUUGCAAUAUACUAGUGAACCAACCAAUGGAUUGGAAGAAUGUUUGGCAUGGAAACCAUCGGGAAGCCUGAUUGCUGUAUCUCAGAGACUGAAUAACAAACUUAUUAUAGCACUUUUUGAGAAAAAUGGUCUUAAACAUAGAGAGUUUUCUCUUCCUUUUGAAACAAAGGAAGUAACGGUGAAAGAUUUAUUUUGGUCACCAGAUUCACAGGUGUUGGCUGUCACCUGUGAAGAAUCAGACACAAAAAAUACCAUUUUACAAUUGUGGACUGAAAAUAAUUAUCAUUGGUAUCUCAAACAGACUAUCAUUUUUUCUGUUGAUAAUCCAUUGAUAUUUGCAACAUGGAGCCUCACAAGGAGAUAUAGUGUUACAGACUUGAUUCUUGUAACAAGGAAAGAAAUUAUAUCUUACUCUUUCAAUUGGUAUGUAAAUCACAGUAGAGGCAAAACUGUGGAUGACAAAGCUGUGGUCGGUGUCAUUGAUGGGAAGAAAAUAUUAAUAACAAGUUUCAAAGAAAAAGUUAUACCACCACCAAUGGCACAUCAAUAUUUGCAAGUCAAAGAAGCAGUGAACGCGAUUAUUUUUGCACCAGAUGUCACGGACAAGAAAUCUUGGAUAAACAGCAAUAUAUUUUGCACUGUCUCUUGUAAUGAUAAUUUAACAUUUUUCAGGCAAGACGCGGAUUCACCCGCAACGUACAAAGUUUUCAAAACAUACAAUCUCCGAGACGCACAAGAUUCUGACAAUGAUAUGUUGAAGAAAAUUGACACCUGUAGUGUUUACACCAUGCAUCACUUCUUGUGGCACUCUGAGGAUAUUAUGCUAUGCUCAAAAGGUACUUUCUUGUGCAUUUUGUCUCUGGCUGAUAUGAAUUCCGAGGAAGAGCAUAUAACAGUACAAAGCACUUACAUAGUGGAUGAUCCGAUAGAGCAUAUCAUCCCUUCUCCUGACGCAAGUGCAGCUUAUGUGAUAACAAAUAAGUCUGUGUUGAUAUACACCAUAGGUAUAGGGCUGGUUCCAACGAAUAUAAAAUGGACAGUGCCAUGUUGCCAUGUGGAAGCCAUAAAAAUUGGCUCCAAACACUUUAUUAUCGGCCUGUCUCAUUUUUAUCGCUUUCUGAUCGAUGGUAACGAAGUUUGCAAUAACAUUAUAAGUUUCUACGUACAUUCUGAAUUCUUGCUUCUCACAACGCUGCAGAACACGUUAAUUUGUAUCCCGUUGAACGAAAGAGGUAUGAAGCAACUGAGAAAGUUCGAUUUAACCAUCAAGCCUUGGAAACACACCGAUAUGCCGUCGUUUGCAGAUAUCAAUAUCGGACGGGUCGAAAGCGGUUCAGAAAUAAUUACAGCAGUAUCGCGAGACUCAAAGACGAUUUUACAGAUGCCCCGGGGUAAUCUGGAGUGCAUAAAUCCGAGACCAUUGUUACUGCGCAUAUUAGGCUUUCACCUUGACGACUGCGAUUAUCGAACAGCGAUCGACUUCGUGAAGAAGCAUCACAUAAACCCGAAUUUAAUAUACGAUUAUAAUCCGCAGUUAUUUAUGAACAACGCGGAGAAAUUCGUGGAAGACAACGGGCAAUCAAGUUGGUUGUGCCGCUUCUUGUCGGAGUUACAGGACGAGGACGUCAGCGUUACAUUGUAUGCGAGUUGUUACCAAGAUCGCAUCAUGCGGUCGAACGCGAUGUCGAGAAGCAACGAGCCAAGCGUCGAGACCAAAGUAGACAAAAUCUGUAGAAGAUUAAGAGACGUCAUGGAGAAACGAGAUGACGCGAGUGACCUGAUACAACCGAUUUUGCUGAGUCUGAUGAAGAAUAAGCAAGGUGUAGGACUGCAACUGGCUCUCGGGAAGCUCAAAGAGGUCAUAGCAACAGAGGACUCGGUCAUGAUCGAAAGUGCAUUCGCGUGCCUGCAGUUUGCGACGAACAUGCGCGUUAUGUACGACACCGCGUUAGGCAUGUAUGAGUGCGAGCUGGCGAUGUUCAUAGCGUCCAAGUCGCAGAUGGAUCCCAAGGAAUAUAUCCCGUUCUUGAGGGCGUUGAGCAAGCUGGAGGAGAACUUCAUGAAGUAUUCAAUCGACAUGCAUCUUCACCUCUACGACUCCGCGCUCGUACACUUGUCCAAAGUGCCGGGCAAAUUUGAGGAAUGCUUGAGUCUGAUACGUGAUCACAAGUUGCACGCAAAGGCGAUCCAACUGUUCGAGCAGGGUAGCGCGGAGUACAAGAAGAUUGCUGAGGUUUUCGGGGAGCAUUUACUGAGCAAGAAGAUGUACUCGGAAGCCGCCAUUAUGUUUUGCAGAAGCGAAGACUUUCAGAAAGCCUUGGACGCGCACAAGUCGGCUGGCAAUUGGCAAGACUGCAUCAUAAUGUCGACAAAACUGAACUUAAGUCCUGCAGAUUCGCACGAGCUCUACAGAGAGAUAGUGGAGCGUCUGAAAGCGGACCGAAAGUAUCAAGAAGCAGCGGAGGUGUUAAGGUAUUAUUUAAACGAUGCCGAGGAAGCUGUCGCGUUGUUAUGCGAAGGAAGGUGCUGGAAACACGCGAUAAGGAUAGCGCAUGACGUUCGACGUCUAGAUCUGAAUGACACACACAUCUUGCCGGAAGUGAAAGAGCACGCAGAGCACACGAUGACACAACUGCAUAAAGCCACAGAAAAUUUCGUCAGGUACAAGUCGCGACUCUCCACAGUGAGAGCCGAGAUGAGUGCGAGACAAACGUCCGCGACUAACGAACUCAUGUGUCACGAUGAGCCGACGCCCAUCAGAGAAGUCACGGACUUCCUCAGCGACGCGAGCAGCGUUGCGGGCUCCGCCGCUAGUCAAAGGUCGCGGAUGUCUACGGCAUCCGGGAGGAGCUACCGAUCCAGUAAAAACCGCAGGAAGCAAGAAAGGAAGCUCUUCAGCUUGAAAAAAGGCAGUAUGUUUGAGGAUCUGGGCUUGAUUCACGCGCUUUAUGAAAUCAUCAGCAACACGUGCAAACGCAGAGAUGAGAUGUCGGAGCACGUGAAAGCGUUGGUUCACUUUGGACUCGAUGACUAUGCGGCGGAGCUGCAGGAUAAGAUGCAGCAAUUCUUCAAAUUGUUGGAGACCAGCAAAGCCGAGAUAUGGGACAGGUCGGCGCCCACGAGCUUAAGCGAGAUGGAAAGAAUGGCAACUUACGCACCGGCGCAACUUCAAGAAGUGACUGCAUAUCUUAAAUUAGUAGAUACGUAUAUAACGCAUCCACCACCAGAAAGUAAUUUCACGUCGUGCAUGUUGGAUAUUUUUUAAAGAAACUUUCUACCGUCUUCUACCGAAGAUCACGUGAAAUAUUUUAUAAAUGAUAUUGUAUUUUGCGAAAAAGUCAUUACUUUUGUCGUUAAUAAAUGGUUGAGAUUAAGACACUAAAGUAGCAGUUGUGAUUUC